Molecule: messenger RNA, 1498 nt
Organism: Poecilia latipinna (sailfin molly)
Lineage: Eukaryota; Metazoa; Chordata; Actinopteri; Cyprinodontiformes; Poeciliidae
Exons: 2
Coding region: 29-1456 (475 amino acids)
Source: RefSeq, a predicted model, not a curated record
CUACAGAACCAACCUGUAGUGGCAGCUGAUGAACAGGACUGCUCACGAGGAGAACGAGGUGAACUGCUAUGUGUGUGCGCAGCUGCCAUUCGCCACACACAACUCAGGUCUGCACCCAGGGAGCAUCACUGAUGACAAACCGAUGUGUCUCUAUGGCCUGAGCACACAACCACGACUCAGCGUCCCCAUGCCAAAGGGAUGCAAAUGGUGCAAAAAGGAUUAUUCUAUUCUACUUCGGACAGGAGAUGCCGCAAAAGGACUUUUUGGAUCUAUGAACUGUUCAUUUGAGGAUGGCAUACUUCCGUUUCCACCGUUUCCACAAACCGUAUGGAAAAUACCAGAGACCAUUUCAUUAACAGGAGCUAAACCAGGAUCUCUGAGGAGCUGUGUUUACAACAACGGACACGUUUCUCUUGGGACGGUGCCCUGGAACUUGUGUAACAAAGUUUACACCUACUGCGACACGACACCGGAUUACAUCGAUUGCAUCGCCUGCAGGGGUCAGAGGGCAACCCCCGGCUGCAAAGUCUGGAAGGAUAACCCAGACUGUGACAACCUGCUUCAGGAGAGGAGUUUCAACAUCACGCAUAAGACAAAAAGGAGACAAGAGACAACACUGUGCAGCGCCAUAGUGCCAGGAGAUUAUGGCUCACAGAUGUUGGCAGACUGGUACUUCAUAUGCGGGAAUGAAGCGUACAUGUUCCUGCUGAAAAAUUGGGGAGGACUGUGUGCUGUGGUUCCUUUGAUCAACCCGAUUGCGUUCAUCAGGAAAGCACAAAAUGAUCUACGCACCCGCUCCAAGCGAACAGCUAUGCCAGAGGUCAAAAGAUGGGGAGGCCUAACAACACAUACUGGAGUUCCAUGGGAAUUCAGGAUUUGGAACGGCGGAGAAAAAUUCAUGCAAAGCCUGUUUCCAUGGGUUGGUCUAGGAGAGAUUCGGGACCACGUUGAGAUAAACAGGUACGGAUUACUGCGACUAAUCAACAUCACAUACCAGCUGGCCAAUGGCACCAUGAAAGAACUGACUGAACUGAGAAACAUGGUUAUGCAAAACCGUGUUGUCCUGGACUUUCUCACUGCCCCUCAGGGAGGGGUCUGCAAAAUCAUUGGCCCGACAUGCUGUACUUUUGUGCCUGAUGAAACAGGAACUGGAGGAACUUUAAAACAGUAUGUGGAGAGUGGAACACGCGGCUCAUCCUCUUUUGAUUUGCUUUCAUGGUUUACAUCUGGACCAUGGUGGGCUUUGCUGUUAAAACUCGUGACACCUGUUCUGAUUGUUUUAGUUCUGUUCUGUCUUUUUACGGGUUGCAUUAUUCCUUGUCUACGACAUAUGAUGUUUAAAACAGUUAACACAACUGUUAUCAACUAUCAGCUGGCAAAGGCAUCUUAUGAGACAACUGAAGAUGACUUGUUUCGAGUUUCUGACGAUUUUCUGAACAAUGAUGAAUUUCUGUAAUCAAUAAACAGAUGAAUUCAUUUGCUGAAUGAUUCCUACACC